Molecule: messenger RNA, 2491 nt
Organism: Ipomoea triloba (trilobed morning glory)
Lineage: Eukaryota; Viridiplantae; Streptophyta; Magnoliopsida; Solanales; Convolvulaceae
Product: WRKY transcription factor 1-like
Exons: 5
Coding region: 216-1598 (460 amino acids)
Biological process (GO): regulation of DNA-templated transcription
Molecular function (GO): DNA-binding transcription factor activity; sequence-specific DNA binding
Source: RefSeq, a predicted model, not a curated record
CAAAUUGCCUAACACAAUAUUGUUUUUGUUUUUGUUUAUGCUAAUAAUUAUACCAAGAGUACUUGGUCCAAGUCAAAUCUGCUACUCCCUCCUCCCUCCCUCUCUUCCGCCAUCGACGGCUGCUCUGACUCUCUCUCUCCGGCGCCUCUCAAUCGGAAAAUCUCAAGCUCACGCUCAGCUCCAGGAGGGUCGGAAUUCGAUCGGUUUCGGGUUUAAUGGGUACGCCCAUGGAAGAGGGCGUAGAUGAAGGCUCGCUUGGAAAAUUGCAGCCGAAACGGGAGCCUAGCACUGGCUCUCUUGAAUCAGAGACAGAACACAAAGUAAAUGAUAAAUUGGUGCCAGCUGAGGGGGUUUCUGGUGAGCUGCAGAAGAGAUUGAGCCCUAAUGUUAAGGCAGAAGCAUCUGAAUCAAGUGAAAGGGAAGUUGCAGUUCCUGAUAAGUGUGAAACUGUGCCAAGUGAUAUGCAGCGAAAGCAGGGUGUUGUUAAUGGGAGUUCUGCAUCACAGUCGGAGAAAGAAAAAAGUUCUCAUUCUGGGAUUCAAGUGAAAGAUGGAGAAGAAGUUCAGCAGAAACAGGGCGUAGGGAGUGACACUGAUGCUUCACAGUUUAGCCAAGUUUCUAUUGUACCAAAGAAGGAGUCUGAUGGCGCUGGGCAUGAACAGAGUAACGAUGAAAAAAUUCAUGGGACAGAAACCCUCGCUCUCGCUGUAAUUCCUGAAAAGAAUUCAGAUAAUCCACAGCAAUUACAAAUUCAGAGCAUGGAGGUCCUUGCUACUCAUUCUAAUCAAGCAAGAGUAGCGUAUGUCAAACCACAUGAAAAAGGUUUAGAUAAAUUGCAGCCUAGGAGGAACCCUGAAAUUGGUGCCCACACACCACAAUUUGAUCAAAGAAGUGCUCCUUCAAAAGCCCCUGAAAAACCAUCAGAAGAUGGUUACAACUGGAGAAAGUAUGGACAGAAGCUUGUUAGAGGAAAUGAAUUUAUUCGGAGUUAUUAUAAAUGUACUCACACUAAUUGCACAGCAAAGAGACAAGUGGAGAGAUCUCAAGAUGGUCAUAUCACAGAAAUUAACUACAUUGGAAACCAUGAACAUCCUAAACCUCAAAAUAGCCCUCAGAUAAAUGCUCCGACUAUUCUCCCUAUCCAAAUGAGAAGACCAGACUUGCCUAUCAUGACUCCUUCUGAAGGUACGCAAUCUGUUACACAGGGGGAAAAGUGCGAAACUCCUGAGCCAAAACAGAUUACAUCACCAGUAGGUGUUGUUUCGGCUGAUAUAGGUGCAAGGGAUUCAGUCCUCCAGUCACAUAAUUUGCGAGAUGAGGAUGAUCACUGUGGCGGUCCAGAUUCAAAAAAGCAGAAGAAAUGCCUUUCUAGUCCUGAUGACAAUAAGCCUCAUGGUGAGCCAAGGCAUGUUGUUCAGACUAUGAGUGAGGUGGAUAUAGUGAAUGAUGGUUACCGCUGGCGCAAGUAUGGCCAGAAAUUAGUAAAAGGAAACCCAAACCCCAGGUAUAAGGCAUCUAAGAAGUUAAGCUUGCAACUACAUGCUUAUAUGCCUGAACCUCUGGACUCUAAUUUCAUGUGGUAUAUUUUACUUCUAUGAGUUAUGGUUUGGUAGUCAUCUCCUUGUCUCCUAGUAGUCUCAUGGGGAUAUAAAAAGUUAUGUAGUACCUUUGUCUGAAUUCUUUGUCUAACCUGUGGAUUAUAAGCUAAUGGAUUCCAAGCAUUGAUUGGUAAACUAUGUGCUAUUUGCAUUAAUUGCAUUGCAUGUGUAUUAGUGAGCUUUUAGUACUUUCUCCCUUUUUCUUUCUUUUCAAAGUAUGAAGAAACUAAUGUGUCUAUAUGGAUGAUAUAGAGAACAUGUAUCUUGUGUUUACUGAGUGUGACCUGAAGUGAAUAAUCAUAAGCAAGAUGACUACAUAAGAGUCUCUUGAGGGUGUACCCAUGAUUGGCAUUCUCACAGAAUGGUGAAAGUGUUAAACCUGUGUAUCUGAUUGCAGUAGUUACAAAUUUUCACUUUUAUAGGUUUUGAGGUUCAAACACAUUUUUUUUUUUAUCAUUAUUUAUAAAAAAAAAAAAAAAAAAAACCUCGAGGAAAAUUAUAGGAAUUGGGAAAGGAGGGAGGUGAGAGAAAGAGAAAUAAAGUGAGAAACACACAUACAGAGGUGUGUACAGUGAAGCAAAAUCAACUGGAAAGACAUGGAUGGAGAUAAUCUGGUGAUAAGCUGUGGAGGUUGACCCACAACUCCCACAAGUGUGUGACAGAGGGCAGUGGGGGAGAACUAAGGAGUGAAGAGUGAAAACUAACAGUUGGGAAUUCAUGCAAUUUACAUCAAUGCCAACAGAACUAAUCAUAUUAUAAUACAAAUUAUAUAGAAAAUCAAUUGGUUUGGUUAGAAAAUAGUAUAUUUUACACAGCAAAUAGAAAAUCAAUUGGGUUGGUUAGAAAACAGUAUAUUUUAAACAGGAGUCAAACCAAUUCUUUAAUUCCCAAAA